CAUUAUAAAAUUCAUGUUUCUCCUAUUAUUUCAACGUAGAAAUUUUAUGUAUAAGUAUCAGCAAUAUCUACAAGAUAUAUACAUAUUCACAAACAUAGAUAAGUAAAAGACAAAUAAUGAAAUAAUGAAAAGGAAUGUCUCUUUGAUUAAAUGUAUUCCCUGUGCAGGCAAUUAACAUUAUCUCUCACAUUCAAUAUUUAAGUUGAAUAAAAAUAAAUAAUUUGUGAAUGUAAUUUCAUGCCAUAAUUCAAUUAUAUAUGAACAUUUGAGCUGAGUUCUUGCACUUAGUAUAUUGACCAAACAAAACCUAUCAUUUCAUAUCUUUUCAUAGCAGGACAGUUAUCACUGGUCAGUCUAGAGAUGCAUAACCAUGUCUUGGUAUUUUUUCUUUUGAUUACCAUUUUCGCAGGUGCAGCCCAGUGUGAUUUACAAAAAAUUCUAGAACGUUUAGCUGGUCCGCUCGGGUUGAAAGAUUCUGGACAGAUAAAACGAGGGAAAGACUGCGUGAUUGACUGGUCGUUUGAAGGCAAGCCUGUUGGAUUUGAAUUGAAAUUUGAAGGCAUCUGCUCUGAUUCUUGUACAAAAGAAAAAGAGAUCGUUUAUUAUUCCAGUAGAAAAGGAACAAUAGAUCACUGUCUUGAAAAUCUAAAGAACAAAAUUAAAAAGCACGAAGAAUUAUGAAUCAUUUUCAUAAGACUUUGAACAGGUCUGAGUAAAAUGUUGAAAUCUUCUUUGUCAGUAUCCAUUUUCUGGUUUUGGAGUUAUGCUUCGGGAAAAAAGUGUUUUAACGCGUUGCAAAGAGACCAUUACUGUACACCAUCACCACUCCUCAUACUAACUUCAAAUGUAUAUAUGAUUGCAUAUGGUAAACGUGAUAGUUUUUCUCUUAAGUGUUUAUAUCUGAUUUUGUAAACAUUAUAGAGACCAUGUACUAGUAAAAUGUUCAGGUGUAUGGGAGAGUUUUAAACAAGCUUAGAUUUUUUCAACUAUCCUUUUUGUAAUUUACAUGUAUUUGUAACUGUAAAAGUAAAUAAAUGUGUAUGUUUCUGCUUUUAUAUGUGUCGUCAACUAUUUUUUGCAGUCAGUACCAGAUGCAUGACAUAUUUAAUAAGAAUAACAUCUGCAUCUUUUGAGUAUUUUUGAUGUAGAAAUGUCGGAUGAGACAUCUCUGCACUAAUGGUUAAAUAUUUAGAACUUGCCGCUCAAAUAUGUUUCGGUUAGGAUCGAGCUCUGUAUAAUAAACCUUGACCAAACACUG
Mercenaria mercenaria is the source of this 1258-nucleotide messenger RNA. RefSeq lists its product as uncharacterized. Lineage: Eukaryota; Metazoa; Mollusca; Bivalvia; Venerida; Veneridae. The transcript has 3 exons. The record is from RefSeq and is a predicted model, not a curated record. Bases 361 to 681 code for a protein of 106 amino acids.